Carlito syrichta (Philippine tarsier) is the source of this 2225-nucleotide messenger RNA. RefSeq names its product G protein-coupled receptor 37 like 1 (gene GPR37L1). Gene Ontology annotation, biological process: adenylate cyclase-inhibiting G protein-coupled receptor signaling pathway; positive regulation of MAPK cascade. The transcript is spliced from 2 exons. Bases 162 to 1607 code for a protein of 481 amino acids. The record is from RefSeq and is a predicted model, not a curated record. Gene Ontology annotation, cellular component: signaling receptor complex; plasma membrane. Gene Ontology annotation, molecular function: G protein-coupled peptide receptor activity. NCBI's taxonomy places the organism in Eukaryota, Metazoa, Chordata, Mammalia, Primates, Tarsiidae.
GGCCGGGGGCCAGGGCCCGGGGGCUGGGAAGGAGGGCGGGUGAUGCCAGACGCCUGACUGGAGGCGGACCCAGCCGGCCAGCUGCCUCCCUUGAGCCCAGCACUUGGGCCCCCUGCCCUCACCUGCUCUCCCUGGGGCAGCUGCCUCCUGCUUGUCCGGCGAUGCGGUGGCGGUGGCCCCUGGCUGUCUCUUUUGCUGCGGUGUUGGCUGCAGGGCUGAGUAGGGUCUCUGGGGCUGCCGCCCAGCACUUGGGUAGGCACAGAGCCGAGGUCCAGGAGCAGCAGAGCCGAUCCAGGAGAGGCACUGAGGAUGAGGAGACCAAGGGGGUGCAGCAGUAUGUGCCUGAGGAGUGGGCUGAGUAUCCCCGGCUCAUUCACCCUGCUGGCCUGCAGCCCACCAAGCCGGUGGUGGCUGCCAGCCCCGAUCCAGACAAGGACGGGGGCGCCCCAGGCAGUGGGCAGGAGCUGAGGGGUAAUCUGACGGGGGCGCCGGGUCAGAGGCUACAGAUCCAGAACCCCCUGUAUCCAGUGACCGAGAGCUCCUACAGCGCCUAUGCCAUCAUGCUCCUGGCUCUGGUUGUGUUCGCUGUGGGCAUCGUGGGCAACCUGUCGGUCAUGUGCAUCGUGUGGCACAGCUACUACCUGAAGAGUGCCUGGAACUCCAUCCUUGCGAGCCUGGCCCUCUGGGAUUUUCUGGUCCUCUUUUUCUGCCUCCCUAUUGUCAUCUUCAACGAGAUCACCAAGCAGAGGCUGCUGGGUGAUGUUUCUUGUCGGGCGGUGCCCUUCAUGGAGGUCUCCUCUCUGGGAGUCACGACCUUCAGCCUCUGUGCCCUGGGCAUCGACCGCUUCCACGUGGCUACCAGCACCCUCCCCAAGGUGAGGCCCAUCGAGCGGUGCCAGUCGAUCCUGGCCAAGCUGGCUGUCAUCUGGGUGGGCUCCAUGACGCUGGCCGUGCCUGAGCUCCUGCUGUGGCAGCUGGCACAGGAGCCUGCCCCCACCAUGGGCACCGUGGACUCGUGCAUCAUGAAACCCUCGGCCCGCCUGCCCGAGUCACUCUACUCGCUGGUCAUGACCUACCAGAACGCCCGCAUGUGGUGGUACUUUGGCUGCUACUUCUGCCUGCCCAUCCUCUUCACCGUCACCUGCCAGCUGGUGACGUGGCGCGUGCGGGGCCCCCCGGGGAGGAAGCCAGAGUGCCGGGCGGGCAAGCAUGAGCAGUGUGAGCGUCAGCUCAACAGCACCGUGGUGGGCCUGACGGUGGUCUAUGCCUUCUGCACCCUCCCCGAGAACGUCUGCAACAUCGUGGUGGCCUACCUCUCCACCGAGCUGACCCGCCAGACCCUGGACCUCCUGGGCCUCAUCAACCAGUUCUCCACCUUCUUCAAGGGCGCCAUCACCCCUGUGCUCCUCCUCUGCAUCUGCAGGCCACUGGGCCAGGCCUUCCUGGACUGCUGCUGCUGCUGCUGCUGUGAUGAGUGUGGAGGGGCCUUGGAGGCCUCGGCCGCCGACAACUCGGACAACAAGCUCAAGACCGAGGUGUCCUCCUCCAUCUACUUCCACAAGCCCAGAGAGUCACCCCCGCUCCUGCCCCUGGGCACGCCUUGCUGAGGCUUGAACAGGGGCAGGGUGGGAGCCAGGAGCUACGUCCCCCAGGUGUCUGGCUGCGUCUUUCCCUAUAGGUCUUGCUUCGCUGCCCGUCUUGCUGUCUAGCGAUGGACUUGGUUCCUUUUGUCAAGGAUCAGGGACCCCAAGCAGGGCCUUUCCUGUCACUUGUGGGGCCUUCCAGCCCCGUCCUUUCUACUGGUGGUCAGUGAUGCUUCUAGGUCCUUAGAGCUGCCCCGGAAACUCUCAGUCCCACCAGCUGGGAGCCAGAACUCUGCCUGCCCUCUCUUGGUUCCGGCCCUGUGUCCCCUCUCUGCCUUGGGACCUGACUAUAUUUUAAUUGUGCCGUCUCCAAACAUCAUGUCUUGUCCCACCCUGGGGCCCCAUCCUGGAAUGGGGGCGCUCCGUGGGGCCAGUCUAAAUCUGCUCAGUACUCUCUUUUCUGGACCGGAUCUGUCCUGGCCCUGGAUGCCACCACCUCCUGGCGCCUUCUCUUCUUCCAGAGGAUUUCUCUCUCCUUCCUCCUCUUUUGAGAUACCCUGGGUUGCCCUGUCCCAGCCUCCCUUGUUAAGAGCUUCCCUAUAGAAGUCCCUUCUGAAAAACAAUAAACUAGGUAGAACUAUC